Molecule: messenger RNA, 1133 nt
Organism: Linderina pennispora
Lineage: Eukaryota; Fungi; Kickxellomycota; Kickxellomycetes; Kickxellales; Kickxellaceae
Exons: 1
Coding region: 136-1122 (328 amino acids)
Source: RefSeq, a predicted model, not a curated record
CUCAUUUUGCAGCUCGCUAAAAAGGACUUUCAAUAUCCAAAUGCUUAGUCACAAAGUCUGCAUUGGUAAUCUCUAGUCUUACAUGCCAUUUAAUAAAGCUGUAUGUGGGAAACGGUCAGCAGCGGGCUGCUAUAAAUGCGCCUGGCCUUGGUUCUCGACACCAGCUCUGGUUUUGCACAUUUUCCCGACAUUUUCCUGACGUCUGCUUUCAUUGUCAUGCAUUUUUCACUCAUACUUGCUACAGCUGCAUUUGCAUACCUCCAUUUCACAUACGGUGCCGCUGUCCCUGCUCGCCCCAUCCGUAUGACACCGCUGGGCGGGGAAACUAUAGGCACCGCCAAUCCAGCGGCCAUGCAGAAGCUCACAAGUGCCAGAUUCAUUGCUGGCCUGUUCUGGGUGACCACAUCCGGAGUAGCAUACCGCCGGUGUGCGGCAACAAUCAUCACAGACAGCGUGCUGGUGACCAGUGCAGUUUGUGUCGAUAGUGCAGAUGUUGCAGCCAGGCACGGUGCUGGCAGUUGGCUGGUCACUGCAGGCAGCAUUGACCGAUACAUGCAGAACAUUAGCGGCAAUCUGACGGGCAAUCGGCUUAGCCAUAUCGAUAUCAACGAUGAUACAAAUAUGGCAGUCAUCAAGCUGCAGAUGCCGCUAGCAGUCGAUGGCAAUAACAUCAAGACCAUCUCCGUGUCAUCCAAAGUGCCAAUCCCAGAUGGUACCUCGUUGACGCUUUUCAACACCACCGACACGACUGACGGACCAAUGCUGAUUGUUACGCAAGGCAGAGACGAUGCGUGCAGGCUAGCCGUUGCUGACUACGCAAGCCGGCACCUGAUGUGCACACAGCCUGUCCAAAACCAGUACGUGUACGCCGAUGCUCUGGGCGGUGACCCCAUCAUCGGCUAUGCCUUGAGCAACGCAAAAGGCGAGCCGCCAAAGGUGACGCUGGCCGGGGUCUCUGGGAUGUACUACACCAGCAAGCAGGCAACGCUCUCGGGCGCGGAGAACGACAAGGCUGCGUUCCGCUUUCAUAGCAUCAUCGGAUACCAUAUUGACCACAUCGUGCGGGUCGCCGGCGUGGAUGCGCGCUCCAUCGUCAAUGAUAGCGAACUAGUCUUACUAUGACAAAAAUACUU